AUGGCAACCCCCUACAGUCAGCAAGCACCGCUGAAAGUGAAGUGUGUGGGUAGCCGCAGGAGCCAAAAGGCUUUAAAUUUUGUCACAAAAGACAAUAUAAUUGAUGUUGGCGCAUACAAGGUGACCACACUGUCAGCCCUCACUGAUGGACAGACAUGGUACACCUCAAUAAAAAAUGGAAGUGACCCAGAGUUUGAAGAGGGUGGGUCAUAUAUCAUUAAAAAUUAUACCCUCACAAAACAAUAUGGCCGGCAGUGUAUUUUUUUAAACCGGGCAAGCAGGAAAUUUAAAACCUCCCCAUUGGCCAUAACCGAGGACGCAGAGAGAGCUGCUAAAGAGGUCCUCUGUCCUCCUUCCCCAUUUGUAACCGGGGAAGAACAGGAGAUCUUCACAAGACCUGGGUACCUGAGUCUGCGGGGCAAUAUUGAGAAAUUGCAAGUGGCCAGGAUGACUCGGGCCCAGUAUCCCCUCCUGGACCUUUCUUUGAGGUCUGGAACAAAACUCCUGGAGGUAACUUUGUGGAGAGAAGAGGCGUUGAUGGACCUGUACGUCGGGGAUAAGGUGGAGGUCAGCCACCUAAGGGCAAAAAUUCAGCCCAAUGGAGGAGGCAAAUUUGACUCCUCUAACUAUACGACUGUCAAGAUCGUUGAGCGCCAGAUCCUCGAAGCGGUGCUGACAAUUAUCGGAGUGUCUGAGGAUGAUAACAAUAUGCUCAUCCUGUUGGACAGUGAACUUGAAGACUAUGCUGUACCAAGCCAUUUUUACCAUGGCAGUAUAAAUGACUUGGUACAGCAGCUGCCAAUUACACUGAAAGUCCAGCAUAUUCACAAUCGUGUGCUGAAACUUGAGGCCGUGGAUACAACUGAGGCUGCAGAAUCCCUGGAAACAACAGAGGCCGCAGAAUCCCUGGAUACAGCUGAGGAUGCAGAAUCCCUGGAACUUAUCGAGGCCGCAGAAGCCCUAGAAGUUGAAAACACUGAGGCUUAAAAUGUGUUUUUAUCAUGAUCAUCAACUUUUAUUUUGAUUAGGUUUUGUUUUCGUUCUGAUUGUUCUCUAUUUCUAAAUGUUCUCAGUAUUUUACAUAUUAUUAAAGACUAUUUGUUUGAA
This is a messenger RNA of Carassius gibelio (silver crucian carp), 1107 nucleotides long. RefSeq lists its product as uncharacterized. The transcript has 3 exons. The record is from RefSeq and is a predicted model, not a curated record. Lineage: Eukaryota; Metazoa; Chordata; Actinopteri; Cypriniformes; Cyprinidae. Bases 1 to 987 code for a protein of 328 amino acids.